AUGGCAAGUGUAAUCAAAGAUGCUGUCUCCAAUGUUCUUGGAAAGAUCCAGGGCACCGCCACUCCAGAGGUUCCUCGUGAACCCUCAGUGGAGGAGUUCCAAGCACUACAGAAGAAAUACACAGAUGCUGGACAAAGGCAUGUCUUCGCCUUCGUCGAGGAAUUGACCACCGUCGAGAAGUCACAGCUCUUCCACCAGUUGUCCAACUUUGACCCCACUCGGAUCAACGAGCUGGCUGAUAAGUCCCUCAACCCUCCUCCCGCCGAGCAAGGGACCAAAUGGUACGAAGCUGGCCUGAAGGAGGUGGCGGCGAACAAGGUGGCCGUGGUCUUGAUGGCUGGUGGACAGGGUACCCGGCUCGGUAGCUCGGCUCCUAAGGGCUGCUUUGACAUUGGUCUGUUGAGCGAGAAGUCGCUAUUCCAAUUGCAGGCUCAGCGUAUUCUCAAGCUGCAGUCUCUCAUCGGUGGUCAGAACGUGGUCAUUCCCUGGUACAUCAUGACCAGUGGACCUACACGUAAACCCACCGAGGAGUUCUUUGAGAAGAACAACUACUUCGGUCUCGACAAGAGCAAUGUUAUGAUCUUCGAGCAGGGUGUUCUGCCUUGUAUCUCCAAUGAUGGCAAGAUUCUGCUCGAGACCAAGGGCAAGGCCGCCGUGGCUCCUGAUGGAAACGGUGGCAUCUACCAGGCCCUCGUGGUCUCCGGUGUGCGCGAGGACAUGCGCCGCCGUGGCAUCGAGCACAUCCACCUCUACGGAGUGGACAACUGCCUUGUCAAGGUAGCCGACCCGGCCUUCAUUGGCUUUGCUGCCUCCAAGAACGUCGACAUCGCUACCAAGGUGGUGCGCAAGCGCAAUGCCACUGAGUCCGUGGGUCUGAUCCUGUUGAAGAACGGCAAGCCCGACGUGGUCGAGUACUCCGAGAUUGACAAGGAGACUGCCGAGGCCAAGGACCCCAAGCAGCCCGACGUUCUCAAGUACCGUGCCGCCAACAUCGUCAACCACUACUACUCCUUCGGGUUCCUCGAGUCGAUCGAGAACUGGGUUCACCAGUUGCCCCACCACGUGGCGCGCAAGAAGAUUGCCUGUGUCGAUACCGAGACUGGUAACCUUACCAAGCCCGAGAAGCCUAAUGGUAUCAAGCUGGAGCAGUUCGUCUUCGACGUGUUCCCCAUGACCCCGCUUGAGAAGUUCGCUACCCUUGAGGUGCACCGUCACGACGAGUUCUCUCCUUUGAAGAACGCCCGUGGCACUGGUGAGGACGACCCUGAUACCAGCCGUGCGGAUAUCAUGGCCCAAGGUCAGCGGUGGGUUGAGGCUGCUGGUGGUAUUGUUAUUACUGAUGGCGAGGCCACUGGUGUUGAAGUUUCUCCUCUGAUCAGCUACGGCGGUGAGAACCUGGAAUUCCUCAAGGGACGGGAAAUUAAGGCACCGGCCAUCCUGGAACGGGAAGAGUAG
Penicillium verrucosum is the source of this 1455-nucleotide messenger RNA. Its product is annotated as UDP-N-acetylglucosamine diphosphorylase. Gene Ontology annotation, molecular function: UDP-N-acetylglucosamine diphosphorylase activity. Lineage: Eukaryota; Fungi; Ascomycota; Eurotiomycetes; Eurotiales; Aspergillaceae. Gene Ontology annotation, biological process: UDP-N-acetylglucosamine biosynthetic process. The record is from RefSeq and is a predicted model, not a curated record. The coding region runs from base 1 to 1455 and encodes 484 amino acids. The transcript has 4 exons.